CAGACACACAAUCCGGAACUUGACUUUUUCUGAGAAAGAGGCCGGAAGAGAGAGAGAGAGAGAGAGAGAGAGAGAGGGAGAGAGAGAGAGGGAGAGAGAAACUCUAAACUUGAAACUUGUGGAAAGUGCAUAGAUUUUAAAAAUCGAGGGAGUUAGUUUUUAAAAAUCGAGGAGACGUUACAUUCUUUUAUCGGCCCGCGUUCGUGGAUCUUUUAGUGUUUUUAGUUGAACAGAAAAUGAGGCUUUUUGAAGCACGGGUUUGGAUUUAAACAGGAAACCAGCCGCGCUGGAACAGUGAUUGACAGCGAGAGACCCCGCCCCCUCCCCUCACCCCCUCCCCUAGCAACAUGGACAGUGAAGAUGAGGCUCGCGCCAAUCCAGCAAUGAACAUCAUUGGAGCUGAAGAUGAAUACUUUGAGAAUGACAUCGACCCGUCAGUGGAUGACCAGUGCAGUCACUUCCAGAGCAUCGAGCUGCUGAAGGAGAGACCCACACAUCUACUGGUGUUCCUGCAGCAUGUCAUCCUGCAGUUCGACUGCGCGCCGCUGCUCUGCUACCUCCACGCAGAUCUCUUUAGGAAUCUCAGCAACAAGGAAGCCAGGAAACACUUUGUGGAUUUCUACCAUAACUUCCUCGACAAGGGAGCCGUUUUAAGAGUCCAGAUCCCUCACAAUGUCGCAUUUGAACUGGAUCGUACUCGUCCCGAGUUGUUCUCGGAGGAGCAGCAGAAGAAGUUUGUGCGAGAGGUUCAGACGCUGCAGGCUCAGGAGCUGCUGGUGCAGCUGGAUGACUUCAGACAGAAGAGGAUGAUGGGAAUGACUCCCUGUGAGCUGGAGCUGUCGGAGUUGGAGUCCAUCCGGUCAUGUGACCGCGCCACGCAGGAGGCCAGAGAGCGUGCCAUCGCCGAGCAGCUGCUGGAGAAACUGGGAGAGAUCCAACCCUCGAUCAGUAAUGAUGAAGACAAGGGAAAAAUCCAAAGCUCUAACUCAUCGAUGUUCAGCGCUGUGGUUUCCUACAUGAAACACCUGGGAGUGAAGAGCAAGUCCACAGACAGCAAGAAAUCAAGAGGCUUCUUCCGGAAGAAGAUCCCUGGGAUGAAGAAGUUCGACGAUCAUUCCAAAGGGAGCAACAAGCGCUUUCCCAGCCUCCUGGCUGACACGGCGCGCUGGAUAGGGGGCAGCAAUGUUGAAAACAGAGCUUGUAAAGUAGAGACUGAAGGUGAAAAGGACCGACCGAACUCCGAGCGCAAGAACUCUGCCGGGCUACCCGCCAAACAGGACAGCAGCCAGAGAGGCGGGGGCAAGCCCGUGGGGGGGGCGGAGACUGCUGAGGUGUCGACUGUGACGAUCAGCAUCACCUCCAGUGGAGACAGCAACCAGGGGGACACAGCUCAGGGAAGUGUUCGCCCCGAUGGUUCGGGAGACCCCUCUGACCAGGGGGGGAAAGGAGGAGCUGUCUGGGACCCCCCCACCCCUAACGAGACCCCCCCGGAGGAGGGGGUGCUGGAGAGCGAGAGACACGGUGUGCGUCUGGGUCGCUCAGAGAGCCUGUGUGCGCCGGAGCGCCGGCGUUCUCAGAAGGGAUCCUCCCAGAAGGGCAAGCAGCCGAGAUCCCGGAGCGACGUGGACCUGCAGGCAGCCAGCAAAGCCAACAGCCUCCAGAGAGCUGGCAGCACCUCGCAGCCAGCCACCCCCGAGCCGGGGGGGGGUGAGCCCCCGCAGCCCUUUCUGCUUGCCCAGUCUGAGGAGGCUGAGCCGCGUGUUUCGGAGCUGGACCUCGACCCGCCUAACUGGCGCGAGCAGGCCCCCCCCGAGCACCUCCUCGGACUGAAGAAAACAGAGGUCAAGCGGCAGGAGGUCAUCAACGAGCUGUUCAUCACGGAGCACGCUCAUGUUCGCAUGCUCAAUGUCUUGCACACCGUGUUCUACGUGCCGCUGGAGAGAGAGAAGAUCAUGAGCCUGGAUGAGCUGGCAGCCAUCUUCCCAGGGCUGGAAGACAUCAUCGAAGUGCACAACUCGUUCUACGAAAGCUUGAAGAAGCUGAGGCAGGAGAGCAAUUACAUUGUGAUGCACAUCGGAGACACUCUGCUCAGCAGGUUCGAUGGCUCGGAGGGAGAGUGGUUUCAGAAGCUCUCCUCGCGGUUCUCCAGUCACCAGUCCUACGCUCUCGACAACAUCAAAGCCCGGCAGAAGAAAGACUCCAAGUUCAACAGCUUCAUUCUGGAGGCCGAGAGCAAUGCUCAGUGUCGCCGCUUGCAGCUCAAAGACAUCAUCCCCAUCGAGAUGCAGAGACUGACCAAGUACCCUCUGCUGCUGGAAAACAUUGCCAAGUGCACAGACGAGCCACAGGAGAAGUCGAAGAUCCAGCAGGCUGCGGAGUGCUGCCGCAAGAUCCUGAAUCGUGUGAACCAGACUGUGAGAGAGAUGGAGAACCUGCUGCGUCUGAAUGAUUACCAGCGCCGUCUGGACCUGUCAAAUCUCAAGCAGAGCAACGACCCGCUGCUGGCAGAGUUCAAGAACGUGGACCUGACGCAAAGACACAUGAUCCAUGAGGGGGCGCUCACCUGGAGAGUCACCAAGGAAAAGUCAGUUGACGUGCAGGUCCUGCUGCUCACUGAUAUCCUGGUCUUGCUGCAGAAGCAGGAUGAUAAGAUGGUUCUGAAGUGCCAGAGUAAGAGUGGCUCAGUGGCGCAGGACGGGAAGCAGGUGCUGAGCCCCAUCAUCAAGCUGAACUCGGUGUUCUGCCGCGAGGUCGCCACGGAUCGCAAGGCGUUCUAUGUGAUCUUCACCUGGGAUUGUGGAGCUCAGAUCUAUGAGCUGGUGGCACAGACGGUGUCGGAGCGCAAGAACUGGGGGGAGCUCAUUAAGAAUACAGUGGAGGAUUUGAAGAGGUCUGGACUGAGCGUCCCUCAAGACAAGAAAGUGCCCAGGCCAGUGGUCCUGCCCACCAGCCCCUCAUACACCAGCCCUCGCUCUCCCCUCAGCCUCUCGGAGAAUGGGGGCUCCGUCAAAGACCCCGAGGGACCCCUACAUCAUUCAGACAAGGAGAAGGACUCUCUCUCUGAGAAGGCGGGGAAUGCAGCCCAUUUGCUGGUGGAUUUCCUCACAGCCAAUGGCAUCGACCCGUACGGCAUGAGCCACGCCCCCCAGGAGAAGGUGGCCAAUGAGGCGCUGCAGGAAGUGCUCUUGUUGAAGAGGAUGCUGGUGGGCAGCAUCUGCCUCUCUGAGGAAGUGGUGCUCCCCCCAGAGGGUACCCAGCAUGCACCCAGCCCGGAGGAUGAAGGGAGCGAGGGGAGGGGUGAAGAGGAGGAGCCUGUAGAGAAUGGGAGGAGAGAGGAGGAGCGUGGGAGCAGUCAGUCAGCAGGGGGAGCCCCAGCCGACAGUGAGCCCGGUGGAGGGGAAGGGGAGGAGUCUAUCAGCACCCCUCUCAUCCUGUCACAUGACCAGGCGCAGGAAGUUGGGCGGCGCAUGGAGAGUCUGGAGCGGCAGAUCCAACAGCUCAAGAUUAUUGAGGAGGAGUAUCACAGAUUGCAGGACGGUCUCUCCAAGUUCGCCAUGUCCCAGCACAGCUACUGAGGAGCAAGAACCAGGGAGAGGUUGAAGAGAGAGAGGCAUGGGUGAUUGAUUAGCAGUGCCUGGACGCACACACUGAGCUUCCCCAGCCCCCUCACACUCAAUCCGUUUCUCUGUGCUCAACUCUGCUGCCUUGAAUUGAAGUGCUGCCUUGGUGUCUGAUGGUCGCAAACAGCGAGAGAAGAAAGACAAAGAGAGGAGAGGAAGAGAGAGAACGAGUGAGAGAGCGACAGAAAGGAGAGGGAGAACGAGAGAGAAUGAUUUUAAUGAGGAAGGAGAAAGGAGCUGGAGAGAAGGGAUUUUAAAGCAAUUAAAGAGAAAAUGCGUGCUUGAAUGUGGGUGUGUGAGGGACUUGUGCGUCUGUGUGAGUGUGCAAAUCACAUGUUUGCAAACACUGAGUUUGGACACUGUGUGCGUGUGUGAAUUUCUUCCACUUGUUUAUAACCUGUGUGUGUGUGUGUGUGUGUGUGUGAGAGAGAGAGAGAGACAGGGCGGGAGAUUUCAAAGCCAAAGUUUCACCUGUUACAACGAAGGGAAGGGAUUUUGUUUUCUGAAAAGGGAAAACCAGAUUUGAGGCCAAAAAAAAUGAGCUUGCACAAAACCCCUCCCCUUUCCAUUAUAACCCCUCCCAUCUCCAGUAUAACCCCACCCCUUCCCGUUAUAGCCCCUCCCAUUUCCAAUAUAACCCCUCCCCUUCCCGUUAUAGCCCCGCCCCAUUCCAUUAUAAUACCCUCCCCUUUCCAUUAUAACUCCUCCCCUUUCCACUAUACCCCCCUCCCAUUUCCUAUAACCUUCUUGUCGUAGCCCCUCCUCAUUCCAUUCUAAUACCCUCCCCUUCGCAUUAUAACCCCCCUUCCCAUUCCUAAACUAAAGAAUCCCCUGGUUAUGUAAAUACAGUAUUUUUGCUGAAACUCAUUUUCCCUCGAGACGUUUAUUAUCACAAGCUCCACCCCUUCUCAGUUAGCCCCUCCCUCCCCUGUCUCUGGACUCUAGACUAUGCAACGUGUGACGAUUCCAAACCAUUGUGCCUUAACUGUUAACUGUUAGAUUUAGAAUAAACUCGUUCCUUGCUGUCUCCUCCAGCUUGUGUUAUCCCGAGAAAAACAAGAUCCACAAACGCUGGUCUGCUUGACUCAGUUUAGUUUCAAUCACACUGAUGAAGGCACUAGAGCCCAAACGCUGGUCUGCUUGACUCGGUCUCAUCUAGUUUCAAUCACACUGAUGAAGGCACUGGAGCCCAAACGCUGGUCUGCUUGACUCGGUCUCUUCUAGUUUCAGUCACACUGAUGAAGGCACUAGAGCCCAAACGCUGGUCUGCUUGACUCGGUCUCUUCUAGUUUCAAUCACACUGAUGAAGGCACUAGAGCCCAAACGCUGGUCUGCUUGACUCGGUCUCUUCUAGUGUCAAUCACACUGAUGAAGGCACUAGAGCCCAAACGCUGGUCUGCUUGACUCAGUUUAGUUUCAAUAACGCUGAUGAAGGCGCUGGUUGAAGCAUUCACCUUCUGGCCAAACACCCUUGCUAAUGAAAACCCUUUUAAUUACACACUUUGAAAGAUCUUUUAUAUUCCAAAAAAGGGAAACUGUAAAAAAAAACAAAAACAACACAGAGCACAGGAAGGAAGGAAGGAAGGAGAUUCUAAAUAAACGAGAUGGGACGGUCUGUUCUGAUUUGAGUUUUUCUCUGGUUCAUUCAUUAUUUCUUUAGCUGUUUUUCCUGCGAUUGCCGUUUCUGUUCUCGUCGGUUUUAAGGGUGGAAUUAGCACAGAAGGUUGAGAGGAAGUGAGUGAGAAAGAGGCUGCAGAAUGUCUAGGAGGAAAGUCUGUUAUUGUCCUGUCAGACAUGCUGGAUAUAUAGAGAACUGGGUUGACUUUUGUAUUUGAAUUUAUUUUUGAUGUACCUUCUUUGUUACUGUAUUGAAGUGCCUGCGCAGUGUUGGGGGGGGGUGUGUGAGGAGGGGGAAGGGGGUCCAUACAUUUCCCAAAGUCCAGCACUUUCUCACACACACACACACAUUUUUUUCUCCACUUUGUCACUUUCUACUUUUUUGACAUUUCCAUAAUCUUAUUCCCCUCCUCUCCUCGUUUUCUCUCGCUCUCUCUCUCAAAUUAAAAAGUCAUUCAUUUAUUGUGAAGUCACAAGUAUUGCCAAAAUGAAUGCCUCCCCCCUUCUCUCUCUCUCUCUCUCUCUCUCUCUCGCCUUUCUGUCUCAGAAUUCAAAACGCAUGACGAGUCACACACGUACUGAAUUGCCAAAAUAAAAAAAUAAAAAAAUGUGUAAUAACACAGCAGAUUUAUUUAGAGGCCUCUAUUGUGCUGUUCCAAUAAGGAGGGCAUAGACUGCAAUAGAAUGAACGGUCUUCUCUGUGUCACGCACGCACACGCACACGCACACGCACACACUUUCUUCCAGCGCCUAUCCUCAGCAGUUGCCUGCUUUUGGGCUCUGAUCUUUUCCCCCUUCACAUCCCCAAACCCACUCACCUCUCUGCAGUGGCAACUCCAGAUAUUUCAAAUAGAAAAAAAUAUAUAUAUAUUAUUCAUAGUGCUUCUGAAGCCUUUUAUUGGUUCUGUUUUAGUUUUAAGAUACGGGUGGUGUUGUUAUUAUAAUUAUUAUUAUUAUAGCUGUGUAUUAUGAUUAUUGCUUUAGCAAGAAAACAUAGUGGGACCAAAGAGAAUUACAUUACGCCAAAACUGUGGAGUUCUGUUCGCAGAUCACUUCGAUUUGUAUUUUAAUUGUCUUUUAUUUUGUAUGAAAGGGCAGGCAGUUUAUUUAUUUGUAUUCGUUGUAUUUAUUAUUUUUAAAAGCAGGAUAGAUUCACUAGAAGCGAAGUUUGUUGUUCGACCCACACGCAUCUCCUUUAGGAAUUAUUCCUUUCAUUCCCAAUCGAGCAUUUCAAAAAGAAAAACGGAGGCAAAUUAUUACCCGAGUUCAACAGUUUCAUUUCAAGCACGCUCUGUCGUACUUUUAGAGGGAGAGGGAGGAGGAAGAGAGAGAGAGGGAGGAGAGGGGGGAGGAGAGGGAGGAGGAGGAGAGGGAGAGGAGGAGGAGGAGGAGAGGGAGAGGAGGAGGAGGAGGAGGAGGAGAGGGAGAGGAGGAGAGGAGGAGGAGGAGGAGAGGGAGGAGGAGGAGGAGGAGAGAGGGAGGAGGAGGGAGGAGAGGGAGAGGAGGAGGAGGAGGAGUGUGAGGCUUCCAUUUCGGGCAGUUUAAUUUUAAAACCAAAGUCCAUUACAAGUGUUUAUUUGAAAGACUUUUUCAGUUUUUCUUUAGAACGUGACAAAAUCUUUACGAAUUCUGACGGAACUGCAUUUUUUUUUGCGAACAGAACUCAUUAUUAUUAUUAUUAUUAUUAUUAUUAUUAUUAUUAUUAUUAUUAUUACUGUAAUACGUGUAUUGAUGACAGUUUUAUAAUCCGCUCACCACACGGUUAAGCUUCAACGAUGUAUGUAUUAUUUUUUUGGGUAGGAACGCGCGCACCGUCAUCUAUAUACAGAGACUAGAAAAUAGCUGCCUUAUUGUUGAGUUAUUGUUGCUGUUUUUUUCUGUUUUAAUGCCAAUUAUGGAUUAUCUCUUUUUUAUAUAAAGAAAAAAAAUAAUGAAUCCUGUUUUUGCUCUGUCCCUGUUUGCUAUUGAACGGAAUUGUACUGUGUAUUUUGCUAUGACGGAUAUGUAAAUGCAAUUUAUAAAAAAUAUAUGGAAAAAAAAUCUGAAAAAAAGAGGAACCAGGUACGCUGUAAUCGUGUUUUUAAAAAAAAAAUUAAAAAAUGUAUAAAGAAAAUAUGUGU
Messenger RNA from Acipenser ruthenus (sterlet), 7357 nucleotides. RefSeq names its product rho guanine nucleotide exchange factor 1-like. The record is from RefSeq and is a predicted model, not a curated record. Gene Ontology annotation, biological process: intracellular signal transduction; G protein-coupled receptor signaling pathway. Gene Ontology annotation, cellular component: cytoplasm. Gene Ontology annotation, molecular function: guanyl-nucleotide exchange factor activity; G protein-coupled receptor binding. NCBI's taxonomy places the organism in Eukaryota, Metazoa, Chordata, Actinopteri, Acipenseriformes, Acipenseridae.